Capsella rubella is the source of this 1612-nucleotide messenger RNA. RefSeq names its product zinc finger CCCH domain-containing protein 68. The record is from RefSeq and is a predicted model, not a curated record. NCBI's taxonomy places the organism in Eukaryota, Viridiplantae, Streptophyta, Magnoliopsida, Brassicales, Brassicaceae. Gene Ontology annotation, molecular function: metal ion binding. The transcript is spliced from 4 exons. The coding region runs from base 177 to 1487 and encodes 436 amino acids.
CACACAACACAAAUCGUAUCGCCGACGUCUCUUCUUAUUCCUCAAAUAGGGAGAGGAUUACUACUAAUACUAGUCGUUUCGUUUCUGAGAGUGAAUUGGUUUCUUAUUGACUCUUUGACCCCAAAAGAAAAGAAAAGAAAAAGUAGUCUUUAUUUGAAGUUUUAGGGAAUAGUAAUAUGAAGAAAACAGGGAAGAAGAAAUCAUCAAGAGUGUCAUGGGCAUCAGAUAGUUUGCUUUCUCAGGUGAAGAUGUUUCUAACUGAUGAUUGUCCCGCUGAAGUUGCAUCAUCCAAUCUUCCACCUGGAUUUGAAGCUUCUGACUACGCAUCCAGGCGUACCUCUACCAUUCCCCUCAUCAAAUGGAUACCCCCACCCAAGUUUAUCAUCGAUGAUGCUUUCCUUGGCGGGACUGGUGGUGACAGCACCGAAACUCCUUCCGAGAAUUUGAGGAUCGCUAAAGUCUUGGAAGCUUUCUAUCCUCACCGCUCUGUCAUCCCUGCUCGUCCUUCCGUCUCACCGGCUGUAGAACAAUCCCACUAUGACGACAGCUAUACUCCUAUUAUCCGUCUCACUCCCAUUGAAGACGAUCGUGCUGCUGCUUUACAAUCUUCUUCUCACCAUUUCGAGGCUCCUUCAGCUGUUUCUCUACUUGGACCUGAGUUGAGUCUCGCUGCUUCUGCCGCUUUGUCUGCCUUAACCAAGGAACAGGGCUGUCAGGUCGAUGCUGCUUUACUUGUCAAGUUACUCAGUGACCCCAAAAUCGUCGCCAACUUGUUGAAUGACAUGAAUAGUAAACCACUUGAAACCGCAAAUGGUGACAGUAUGAACACUGACAUCACCAAUCCUAGACUUCACAUACCUAGAAAUGGUGUGCCACACAAUGUACAUGUUCCGGUUCAGUCCAGUGCUACGGUUCCUCCACUCCCCAAACCCACUCAGCCCAUGUCGACUGCUCUAUCAAUGAAACCGACCCUAGUUCCAUUGUCUUCUGGCAUCGAACCAUUGACAAGAGUUGAAGAAGAAGAUUCUUACACAGCUGCUCCAUUGAAACCAAGCCCAGUUGAAAAUGUUCUAGUCUCGGAACAAAAGACCCAAUCCCUUAACGUGUCCGCUUCCAGCACUCGGGAUAUCAAUAGGAUACCGGAAUCAGCUCAGACUGAAACAGAUCUUCAAAUCCGUAAUGGUAAUAUAAACCGGGGUGAUCAGGUUUCUGCAAAGCCUGUGAAAAACCUAGACUACUUCAAGAACCUCAUUAGGGAACAUGGGGGAGUCAGUCCGGCAACAAAUCAAAAUAACAAUUACAAAGGUAGAGUUGAUGAUAUGAAAGUCGUAAAGGUUAAGAUUCAGAAACAGUGCAUGUUUUUUAACAGAGCCAAAGGGUGUAGGCUCGGCGAGAGUUGCUUGUAUCUUCACGACCGCUCUAAAAGGUUGUGGGCUGAUGUUGCUCCUCGUUUUCCCAAAGCUAAGAGACUUAAGUAUAGAUCGUAAACAUGCUACGAUAUCACUCAAACUUAACCCAAAUCAUGUUUGAAAUAUUGGUAAAUAGCUUCAUCCAAAUUCUGAUAAACUAGUUUCUCAAAGUUAGUCAUCAUGUCCUUUGUUUUUUUGGUUUA